UCCCCUGGUGACCACGCCAGCGUGACGGCCUGUGGGGAAUCCGCUGAGUGUCUGCAAGAUGUGGCCAAAGUCCACGCAGGGUUUGGACGCAGUUUUUGUGCCUGUGAAUGGGCCGCACUGUAGGAUGACGGCCCCAGGGAAGCUGCGGGUGGCGGUGAUCGGGGCAGGAGCAGCCGGGCUGUGUGCGGCCCGUCACAUCGCUGCCCACCCCGAGUCCUUUGCGCCCCCCGUGGUGUUCGAGGCGUCCAGCCGCGUCGGGGGCACCUGGGUCUAUACCGAAGAGACGGGGCAGAGACCGGAUGGGCUCCCCGUCCACUCCAGCAUGUACCGGGACCUCAGGUAGCCGGCGCGGGGCUGCGGGUGCCGUGUGCUUCCGGGCACAAGGCAGGGGCAGAGGAGCUUGCCAGGCCUCCAAGUGUGUGUGUGUGUGAGGGUAGGAUCCCCUCCCCUGAGACUAGCCCCCCCCCAUCCUCCCAGGGGGUCUGUCUCCUCACUGCCCCCCCCACACACUUCCCCCAUUUCCCGCUGCAGCUGGGACACCCUCUGCUACCCACGUGGGCCAGUCCUGGGAGUGCCGAGCCCUGGAAGGGGCAGGCAGAUGCAGGAG
Molecule: messenger RNA, 607 nt
Organism: Trachemys scripta elegans
Lineage: Eukaryota; Metazoa; Chordata; Testudines; Emydidae
Product: putative flavin-containing monooxygenase FMO GS-OX-like 11
Exons: 2
Coding region: 59-343 (94 amino acids)
Source: RefSeq, a predicted model, not a curated record